AUGAGUGAUAGACAACCCCUGUUAAAUACAACCGGUGAAUUGUCUUUUGGUGAUGAUGAUCAUGGAAACAAGAAACAGCUUUUAAACAAUAGAUAUGAAAAAGAAUUGAUUCCAACUUGUUGGAGUAGUAUACGCCAAGGUUUCAUUUAUGGUGUUUAUACUGGAUGGCUAAUUCUUCAAGUCUACCUAACUUAUUCAAUUGGUUUUAUCUCUGGUUCUCUUCUUAUGCCAGAAAAAUGUCAUCCUUUUUCGAAUAUUAGUGAUAUUCUUAUCGUCGUCUGCAGCGUUGCAAGAUGUUUCAACUUCUACGCUUCUACUGGUCUUUGCUUUCAAUCUCUUUCAGCAGCUCGAGGUGCUGCAGCAUCUGUGUUUCGUCUUAUUGAAGAGGAAAACGAUACUACCAUUAAUGAAACAUCUGUAUGGGAUAAUAAAGAAUCAAUCGAUAAUAUCAAUGGUGAUAUUGAAUUUGACAAUGUCAACUUUGUUUAUCCAUCUCGAAAAGAUGUGCCAGCUCUGUGUAGUCUCUCUCUGAUGGCUCGUGUUGGAAAAACAACUGCUCUUGUAGGUGCAAGUGGUUGUGGAAAAAGUACAUGUAUAUCACUGUUAAUUCGUUACUAUGAGCCUUCAUCAGGUCGAAUUAUGAUUGGUGGUCGACCAAUAACAGGUUUCAACGUCAACCAACUUCGACAGAGUAUUGGUGUUGCUAGUCAAGAACCUGUUUUGUUUGAUAUGAGUAUUUAUGAAAAUAUUCGCUUUGGUAAAGUAAACGCAACACAAAAAGAAAUUGAACAGGCGGCACAAGAUGCAAAUGCACAUGAUUUUAUCAUGCAAUUACCAAAUAAAUAUCAGACAAUCGUUGGUGAACGUGGUAUACAAUUGAGUGGCGGUGAAAAACAACGUAUUGCAUUAGCUCGUGCUCUUGUCAGGCAGCCUACUAUUCUUUUACUGGAUGAAGCAACAAGUGCGCUUGAUAAUAUUAGCGAAAAACUCGUUCAAGAGGCGCUCGAUCGAGUAUGCAAAGGUCGUACAACUAUAAUUAUUGCACAUCGUUUGUCUACAAUUCAAAAUGCUCAUCAAAUAUAUGUAUUAGAUAAUGGAACUGUGAUUGAACAAGGUACACACGAAACGUUAAUGAAAAAAGAAGGAGGAAAAUAUCAAGUAAUGUUCAACCGUCAACAAAUGGAAACUAUCAAUGAUGAUAAAAGUGGUAUAAUGAGCAUGGUCUUUGGUUUUGCUAUUUUUUCAUUACAAGCACUGAAACUCAUCGGAAUCAUGCGUCUCGCUGCAUCAGUCUCAGCUGCUGAAACAUUUUUUGAUUUAUUUGAUCGAAAUCCGAUUAUCGACAAUGGGUCUACAAAAGGACAAGAAUUGCUUAUUGAUGACAUUGAUAUUCGACAACUAAAUCUUCAGUGGAUUCGUUCUCAAUUUGGUCUUGUCAGUCAAGAACCAAUUUUGUUCGAUUUAACAAUAGCUGAGAAUAUAGCAUAUGGCUUAGACAAUGUGUCAAUGGAAGACAUUAUCAAUGCAGCACGAAGAGCUAAUAUUCAUCAAUUUAUUGACCAAUUACCUCAGGGUUAUGAAACAAAAGUGGGAUUGAAAGGUAGUUUCCUUUCGGGUGGUGAAAAGCAACGUAUUGCUAUUGCUCGAGUUCUUGUUCGCCGACCUAAAGUUUUGCUUCUAGAUGAGCCGACAAGUGCCAUGGAUUCAUAUAAUGAACACAUUGUACAAGAAGCUCUUGAUCAAGCUCAAAUAGAAGAUUCUAGCCGAACAUCACUGAUUGUCGCUCAUCGUCUUUCAACUAUUCGUUCAUGUGAUUUGAUUUGCGCAUUGCACAGAGGACAUAUAGUAGAAAGUGGUACUCAUGCAGAAUUGGCCCAACGACGUGGAGCUUAUUGUAAAAUGCUUGCUCAAAACAAUCUACAAUGA
Messenger RNA from Rotaria sp. Silwood1, 1926 nucleotides. The record is from the annotation of a GenBank genome assembly. NCBI's taxonomy places the organism in Eukaryota, Metazoa, Rotifera, Eurotatoria, Philodinida, Philodinidae.